GAAAUAAAUCCAUUACAAUGCUUUAUUUUAUAGUAUCUUAGAAUAUAACCCUUUUCAUCGUCUUCACUGAGAAAUAACAAAACUCGACCUAAAGACCACACCCCAUCGGAACCCUAGAAUUGCAAAAACAAUCACGUCUCUUGUCACCAUCUUUGUUGGCCUGCGAAGGUUUUGGAUGAUAAAGUUUCAUAAUUCAAUUACUUGUCCAGAUUUAGUAAUUUACCAAUGGGAGCGAGUAGAAAGCUUCAAGGUGAGAUCGAUCGAGUUUUAAAGAAAGUUCAAGAAGGUGUUGACGUUUUCGACAGCAUAUGGAACAAGGUUUACGAUACUGACAAUGCCAAUCAGAAGGAGAAGUUUGAGGCCGACUUGAAGAAGGAGAUUAAGAAACUUCAGAGGUACAGAGACCAGAUUAAGACAUGGAUACAGUCCAGCGAGAUCAAGGAUAAGAAGGUUAGUGCCUCUUAUGAGCAGGCUCUGAUGGAUGCUCGCAAGCUUAUUGAACGAGAAAUGGAACGAUUUAAGAUUUGUGAAAAGGAAACAAAGACAAAAGCUUUCUCUAAGGAAGGCCUGGGACAACAACCUAAAACGGAUCCAAAGGAGAAAGCCAAGUCAGAGACUAGAGAUUGGUUGAACAAUACGGUGUCAGAGCUCGAAUCUCAAAUCGAUAGCUUUGAAGCUGAGAUGGAGGGGCUGUCUGUUAAGAAAGGAAAGACGAGACCACCGCGACUGACACAUUUAGAGUCAUCAAUUGCCCGGCACAAGGCUCAUAUAAUGAAGCUAGAGUUGAUAUUGAGGCUGCUGGAUAAUGAUGAGUUGAGUCCUGAGCAAGUCAAUGACGUUAAGGACUUCAUUGAUGAUUACGUGGAACGAAAUCAGGAGGAUUUUGACGAAUUUGAGGAUGUUGAUAUGUUAUACAACACCUUAUCGCUGGACAAGGUAGAGGCGCUAGAAGAUUUAGUUACCAUUGGGCCACCUGGCCUUGUUAAGGGUGUUGGGGCCACUGGUGCUGUUCUAAGUAUGAAAAAUGCUUUGUCUUCACCUCCAGUUCAGUCGCCGCAGGGAGCUUCUGUCCUAGAUCAAGUUGAGGAGACGGUGUCCCAGGACAACAGUUCAGAGCAGGGAGCAAGGACCCCACCUCCAAAAAGCAGUGCAAUCUCGUCUUCUCCUCCAACGCCAACUGGCAACCAUGCACUCCCUGUUGCUGUUAGUGCUACAACUCCUAAUCUUGCUGCUUCCUCGAUCCUUCCAGGUCCAACUUCUGUUCGGGGUGUCUUGGAGAAUACAGGCUCCACCAUACCUUCGUCACCCAUAAACAAUGCUGCUAAGGAAGAAGAGGUUGGAGGCUUUCCUGUUCGUAAAUCAUCUCCGGCCCUGAACGAAGCUGGAAUAAGGAAUCUGGGUAGAGGCAGUCUGAUCAACCAAUCUUCAGUUACUAUCCCUAUUAGCUCCGUCGGUAGUAUUUCUACCAAUGGUUCCCAUGGUGUUGCUCCCUCAGUUUCAGAAAUGGCUAAGAGGACUAUGUUGGGGACUGAUGAGAGACUUGGCAGUAGUGGCAUGGUGCAUCCUCCGGUUUCAUCUUUGAGUAACAGAAUGAUCUUGCCACAAGGUGUUAAAACUAGUGAUGCUUUUAGUUCAGGUGAUAAUGGAAAUGCUAGCGAGGCAGGAGGUAUGACUGCAAGAGUGUUUUCACCUUCUGGAGUUCCUGGCAUACAGUGGAGGCCUGGAAGUUCCUUCCAGAAUCAGCAUGAAGGGGGACAGUUCCGUGGGAGAACUGAAAUUGCACCAGACCAAAGGGAGAAAUUUUUGCAGCGAUUCCAGCAAGUCCAGCAACAAGGUCAGAGUACCCUUCUUGGCAUGCCUCCCAUUUCUGGAGGAAAUCAUAAGCAAUUCUCGGCACAGCAGAACCCUCUUCUGCAGCAGUUCAAUCCUCAAAGUCCAACUGUGUUGUCGCAAGGUGGGUUGGGUGGACCACAGCCAACAGGUCCUAACCCUGUCACAUCUGCACAACAACCAACUUCGAUACAUCUGCAGUCUGGUCAACAGGCACUUAUGUCGACUGGUUCUAAAGAUUCCGAAAUUGGCAAUGCAAAAAUUGAUGAGAUGGAGCAACAGCAAAGCCUAUCUGAUGAUUCAGCUGCUGAUCCUGCCCAAAGUCCUGGGCAUAGCAAGAGCUCUGUAAAUGAGGAAGAUCAAAAAGUGUCAUAUGCAUUAGAUAUGCAGGCUGGAGCAUCUGGCUCCUUGACAGAACAUGCACAAACUACACGAGAUGUAGAUCUCUCUCCUGGACAGCCUUUGCAAUCCAAUCAGUCGGCUAGCCUUGGGGUUAUCGGUAGAAGAAGCCUUUCUGACCUUGGUGCAAUUGGGGACAACCUUAGUGGGUUAGCCGUUAGCUUGGGGGGGACUCAUGAUCAACAAUACAAUCUGCAGAUGCUUGAGGCUGCCUUUUACAAACUCCCCCAACCCAAGGACUCCGAGCGUGCAAAGAGUUACACUGCAAGACACCCUGCUGUGACCCCUUCAAGCUAUCCUCAAGUGCAGGCGCCAAUCGUCAAUAACCCUGCCUUUUGGGAGCGUCUUGGAUCUGAUAACAUUGGCACCGAUACUUUAUUUUUUGCAUUUUACUAUCAGCAGAACACUUAUCAACAGUAUUUGGCUGCCAAAGAAUUGAAGAAGCAAUCAUGGAGAUACCAUAAAAAGUACAACACGUGGUUCCAACGUCACGAGGAACCAAAAUUCGCCACCGAUGAUUAUGAACAGGGAACAUACGUCUACUUUGAUUUUCAUAUUGGCAACGAUGAGAUGCAAAACGGCUGGUGCCAAAGAAUCAAGACUGACUUCAAAUUUGAGUACAACUUUCUUGAAGACGAACUAAUUGUGUAAAUAUACACGAAUUUGAAAUCCAUCGAUUGCCAUUAGCUUCUGGGUUUUUUUUCCUCUCAUGUUUGAUGAUAUUGAUAUACUGCUACUAUUUCCAUACGUGAACUUUAAUUUAAUACCAUUUUCGUGUACUUGCAUCA
Molecule: messenger RNA, 3017 nt
Organism: Cynara cardunculus var. scolymus (artichoke)
Lineage: Eukaryota; Viridiplantae; Streptophyta; Magnoliopsida; Asterales; Asteraceae
Product: general negative regulator of transcription subunit 3-like
Exons: 16
Coding region: 226-2880 (884 amino acids)
Biological process (GO): nuclear-transcribed mRNA poly(A) tail shortening; regulation of DNA-templated transcription
Cellular component (GO): nucleus; CCR4-NOT core complex; P-body
Source: RefSeq, a predicted model, not a curated record